CAGUAACUGAUCAUCGUAGAAGGUCCUGUAGAUACGUUUAUGUUGAGAUAUUGUACGGUGGUAAUCACAGAAAAUGGCAGACAAUGCAGCAUUGCUGGUGGUUCUCUUCCUUUGCCUCUGUGAAAAAGUUGUGGCUGAUCCAGGUAUAAAUAACCCGUCCUGCUACAGGAUCGAGCCUGGCACCAUGGCUGGCAUCAUCGUUGCAGACGUGAUCCUGACCGUUGCCAUUGUCAUUGUCACAUACCACUGUGCCAGCCGACGCAGACGUCAAAAAGAGAGGGCUGAUGAAGUCUACAUGAAUGUCAGGGCAAACUGCAAAAUCUAAGAAUCCUCAGAAAGCACCAGAAUACAUAUUAGAUAUAUUUGUAUAUACGGUGUGAUCUAGUUUUACAUCAUGUCUCUCAAGACAUUCCAGUGACUUUAUUUGAUUUGAAGUGUCUCAAUGAACUGCUAUUCACUGCCACCUCCUGGUGAAAACUCAAAUCUACACGUUCAGAAGUAAGAAAUCACAUUGAAAUUUGAAUUAUUUCAAGAUUUACUCAAAUAAAAAGGUGAAACACGUACACAACUUUGUGUUGACCAAGUUAGUAUAAAGAUGUACAGGAGGCUCAAAGCCACGAUAAGCCUGUGUAGAGUAUUAUGUCUGUGGUUUAGAUGGCCAUCUGUCCUGUCCAUGUCUCCUAUGAGGUUUAAUACUGACCAAGUCAAAGAGGCCCACACACACUACACUUGGUUCUCAGACACUUUGUAUCUCUGAACCAUCUGUCUGAUCAGCAUCCUGUCUGUUGAUGUCUCUCUCUCUCUCUCUCUCUCUCUCUCUCUCUCUCUCUCUCUCUCUCUCUCUCUCUCUCUCUCGCUCUCUCGCUCUCUCUCUUUUUCUCUCUCUGUCUCACACACUGUCCUUGUUUCAUAAUGUGUCCCAUCUGAGGACCACAAUGGAAAUAAGUCGCAGACUUUUUUGCGUUUAUCCUCGAUGAUUCUUAAUCAAGUGCAUAAUUUUGCAUAUGUACCUUGUUUGUAAAUGAUCAAAUAAACAAACAAAAAAUGUAAUGCCCAGUUCAAUAACAAUAUACUCAAAAAUCUUAAGCAUGUAGAAAAAAGCAGUAGGAACAUCUCUGUGAUUUUGUAUUUGAAUCAUAAAUAUAGAUUUGAGAAGAAGCAGCAUGCUAUAUGUGAAUGAGUGUACACGGAAUUUCCCUACAUCCCUCAUCCUAAAAUAGCAAUUUUGUUGCCUGAGAUCCCAUAGAAAUUGUUUUUAUGAAUGUCCAGUGUGUAGGCCCAUAGUAGUUUCCCUACUCAACUCUGAGCUGAAAGCACUUUGAAUGUAAAGUGCCAUGGACAUCCCUCUGCCCCUGGUAUGAUAUUGUAUGAUGUUUGUCUCUGUGGUACACUCUGAAAUGUUGACUCUGAGUUGACCGUUGAUUUCCAUCCACUGUAUCUUUUAUAGCUAGGCUAUAAAGUGUUUAUUGUGCCGACAGGGUAAGCUAUCAUUUCAGAUGAACUUGUGGUUGAGAGAACCAGGCUUGGCUAGAGCUGCUGUCAGGUGUUGGGAACCACAGCCUACAGAAAACCACAGGUCAUAUUAGAAAGAAGAAAAAACUGCCGAUCUGCAGGACGCUGAGCGGAAAAGGUCUAGUGUGGGCGCCAUGGUAAUAAGCAAGGCCUUUGUCAGAAACAAACAGCGGAACUGACAUCCCUCGUGCACAAUUAGCAGAAGAGGACAACACUGUCUGCUGAGAUCUGGGUUCUUUAUCUGUCAGAUAACACUGUAGGAUGACAAAUAAAUGUCUAUGAUGAAUGUCAA
Molecule: messenger RNA, 1804 nt
Organism: Coregonus clupeaformis (lake whitefish)
Lineage: Eukaryota; Metazoa; Chordata; Actinopteri; Salmoniformes; Salmonidae
Gene: hcst
Product: hematopoietic cell signal transducer
Exons: 5
Coding region: 74-325 (83 amino acids)
Biological process (GO): regulation of immune response; positive regulation of phosphatidylinositol 3-kinase/protein kinase B signal transduction
Cellular component (GO): membrane
Molecular function (GO): phosphatidylinositol 3-kinase binding; signaling receptor binding
Source: RefSeq, a predicted model, not a curated record